This is a messenger RNA of Lottia gigantea (owl limpet), 405 nucleotides long. RefSeq lists its product as hypothetical. The annotation marks the transcript as partial. The record is from RefSeq and is a predicted model, not a curated record. NCBI's taxonomy places the organism in Eukaryota, Metazoa, Mollusca, Gastropoda, Lottiidae. The transcript has 4 exons.
CUGAAGAGGAAGUUAAUGCUGAGAAGAUCUGUAAAUGAAUUAGUUGAUCGAGGCAUUUAUCCACCAUUAAAAACACCACCAGCCUAUGCUGAACAAAGAAAACAGUUAGAAAGGGCCAAGGUAAGAGAUCUGUUGCGACGUAAAAUACAACAAAGACCAGAUAGACAAUCAUUAGUACAACAACAUAUAUUAGAAGAUACAACCAUAGCACCGUCAUUACAAGAACGCCAGAGGUUAUUGAAAAAGUCAAAACUUAGUGAUGAGUUGAACGAGAAGUUAUCACAUCGUCCUGGACCUCUCGAUCUCAUCAAAGGCAAUAUUCUUCAAGCUGACAAUAAGAUGAUAGUUGAUGCCAUCAAAGGUAACAAUGGCUUGCAGAUGUAUGAUGAUGAUUAUUAUGGUUAG